Messenger RNA from Megalobrama amblycephala (Wuchang bream), 1518 nucleotides. RefSeq names its product zinc transporter 2-like. NCBI's taxonomy places the organism in Eukaryota, Metazoa, Chordata, Actinopteri, Cypriniformes, Xenocyprididae. The transcript has 7 exons. Bases 234 to 1472 code for a protein of 412 amino acids. Gene Ontology annotation, molecular function: zinc ion transmembrane transporter activity. Gene Ontology annotation, cellular component: plasma membrane. Gene Ontology annotation, biological process: response to zinc ion; zinc ion transmembrane transport. The record is from RefSeq and is a predicted model, not a curated record.
UUGGAAAAGUGACCUUGAUGAAAACUAAACUGUUUCAGUGCACCGACUCAUUUUUCCCAGCAUGUUAUAGCAGCAGCAUGUGAAACGGCUUACUGGAAACUUAAAGUUUAACAUUAGUUCAUCUUCAAAGUUUUAGAGAUUUUAAUACAUGUUUUUUUUUUUAAAACAAUCUGCCCUGUAAAUUACAAGCACUAUUUAUUUGGAAUUUACUAUUUGGAAGGAUUUUUUUAUUAAUGGUCUCCAUGGUGAAUUUGGAGAAAGUCCAGCUGAGCAAGCAGAGCAAGACCUUGACAGACUCACUUGAACUUUCGGCUCUGCUGGAUAAUUCAGACGAUGAAUACCUCAGCACUCAGUCUGAGUGUAAACGUGACACACAAGCUUUUCAUUGUCACAGCCUGAAAGACACAAGCUUGAAGCACCAGGACAAAACACAGGCCCGGAGAAAGUUACUCAUCACAUGUGUUGUGUGCUUGAUCUUCAUGAUCGGAGAAGUCAUUGGUGGAUAUGCUGCUCACAGUCUCGCUAUAAUGACUGAUGCUGCUCAUCUUCUCACUGACUUUGGCAGCGUUUUGAUCAGUCUCUUCUCGCUGUGGAUUUCCUCCAGACCACCUUCCAAACAUCUGACCUUCGGAUGGCAUCGAUCAGAGGUUUUAGGGGCUCUUCUAUCUGUUCUGUCCAUCUGGACUGUGACGGUGGUUCUUGUUCUCAUCGCUGUUCAGAGGAUCAUCAGUGAUGAUUAUGAGAUACACAGUGGUGUCAUGUUAAUCACAGCUGGAUGUGCUGUAGCACUCAACAUCUUUUUGGCUUUUAUUCUCCACCAGUCUCCGGUUCAUCACUCUCACAGCUCUCUCAGUGUCUCGGGUCAUUCUCACAGCCUCACAGAAGAUCACAGAAACACCAGCGUGAGGGCUGCUUUUAUUCAUGUGCUGGGAGAUUUACUGCAAAGUUUAGGCGUGCUGCUGGCUGCCGUGAUCAUCUACUUCAGGCCUGAAUGGAAAAUAGCAGAUCCAAUUUGUACUUUUCUGUUUUCAAUACUUGUGCUUGGAACAACACUCACCAUCUUGAAAGACAUAUUCAAAAUACUCAUGGAAGGAGUCCCACAUGGUGUUGACUUUGACUCAGUGAAUGACGAUCUACUGGCAGUGGGUGGAGUCAAAUCUACACACAGUCUGCGCAUGUGGUCUCUAACCACAAGUGAAACGCAUCUCUCCGUUCAUGCAGUCAUAGGUAAAACGUGCAAAUUCAAAUGCUUCUCCAAAAAUGGCUGUUUAACCCAAACAAAUGAUUUAAUUUCCAGACGAACAAACCAACCCACAGACUGUGGUGAUGAACAUGACCAAACUGCUCCAAACAGAAUAUGGAUUCAGCAAUAUCACCAUUCAAACAGAGUCUUAUUGCUUACAGUGCCAGGAGCCAAUGGACUGACAUGGGAUUUUAGCUUCUCAUUAAACGUGUAUAAUACAUAUUUAUGAAUAUACAUUUUUACAAUAAAUGUUAGUUUUUCUAAGGCACAAGUUU